Molecule: messenger RNA, 4963 nt
Organism: Apodemus sylvaticus (European woodmouse)
Lineage: Eukaryota; Metazoa; Chordata; Mammalia; Rodentia; Muridae
Product: zinc finger protein 431-like
Exons: 5
Coding region: 655-2226 (523 amino acids)
Biological process (GO): regulation of transcription by RNA polymerase II
Cellular component (GO): nucleus
Molecular function (GO): DNA-binding transcription factor activity, RNA polymerase II-specific; RNA polymerase II cis-regulatory region sequence-specific DNA binding
Source: RefSeq, a predicted model, not a curated record
UGGGAAGGCGCCAUGUUGGAGUCCCUGUCCUUCACCAGGCUCCCGCUGGCUCCAGCCCCUGAUGUCAUCCGGCAGUUCCCCUCGUCCACUCUCCUGGAAUGCUGUCAUUUCCUGUCUUUCAUUUUUAUGAAUGAAACUGGGCCUCAAGUUUGAACGUGCUUGUGGGUCGGCAGUGGGACAGAGGCAGAGGGAGGUGUGCGCGCGCUUUUAGCGAGUGCUGUAAUUGCGGAGCUUCCCGGGGGCGGAAUGGCGGGAUGGGACUGCAUUCGCCUGCGCAUUUAGAUGAAAAAUGUGCUCUAUGCUGCGUGUGUCUGUGAGCUCUGGAGUAACUCCGUGCUAUCCUCACGUCAUCGCCACAGAAGCGGUCUGUUCCUUUGAAGAGGCCGGGCAAGGCGCGGGCUUCCCGCUCUGGAAAGUUUGCAGCGGGACGGAGUGCAAACCCUCUCUGUGCUCCUCUGGGCAGGGACAGUGACCUCCUGGCAGGAAACUCCUGUGGGAAUGGAAGCCGAGCCUGGCCACCAUGGACUGCUGGACUGUGCGCCCAGCCCUUGCUUCUGCCUGUGAGCUGCUGAGACAGGAGCAUGGGAACCACUGAAGUAUCCACCAAUCGUGGUAUUUCAAGUCUCUGCCUCAAGGAAGCUCUGAAAUCAAGACAUGGAUGCAGUGACAUUUGACGAUGUGCAUGUGAAAUUCACUGGGGAAGAGUGGAAUUUGCUGGAUCCUUCCCAGAAGAGUCUCUACGAAAAUGUGAUGUUGGAAACCUACUUGAACUUCAAAGCUAUAGGCUAUAAUUGGGAAAACCAUCACCUUGAAGAACAUUGUCAAAGUAGUAGAAGACAUGAAAGGCAUGUAAGAAGUCACAGUGGAGAAAAACCAUAUGAGUGUAAUCAAUGUGGUAAAGCCUUUGCAAAGCCCAGUCUUCUCCAAUAUCAUAAAAUAACACAUACUGGAGAGAAACCUUAUGAAUGUAAUCAAUGUGGUAAAGCCUUUGCAAGACGGAGUAAUCUCCAAUGUCAUAAAAUAACACAUACUGGAGAGAAACCUUUUGAAUGUAAUCAAUGUGGUAAAGCCUUUGCAAGAUUGAGAACACUCCAAUGUCAUAAAAUAACACAUACUGGAGAGAAACCUUAUGAAUGUAAUCAAUGUGGUAAAGCCUUUGCAAGACAGACUUAUCUCCUAUGUCAUAAAAUAACUCAUAGUGGAGAGAAGCCCUAUGAGUGUAAUCAAUGUGGUAAAGCCUUUACAAGACACAAUCAUCUCCAAAGACAUAAAAGAACACAUACUGGAGAGAAACCUUAUGAAUGUUAUCAAUGUGGUAAAGCCUUUGCAAGCCAGAGUAAUCUCCAAUGUCAUAAAAUAACACAUACUGGAGAGAAACCUUAUGAAUGUAAUCAAUGUCAUAAAGUCUUUGCACAUCACAGGCAUCUUCAAAAUCAUAAAAUAACACAUACUGGAGAGAAACCUUAUGAAUGUAAUCAAUGUGGUAAAGCCUUUGCAAGACCCAGUGAUCUACAAUAUCAUAAAAGAAGACAUACUGGAGAGAAACCUUUUGAAUGUAAUCAGUGUGGUAAAGCCUUUGCACAGUGCAGUACUUUCCAAUAUCAUAAAAGAACCCAUACGGGGGAGAAACCUUAUGAAUGUAAUCAAUGUGGUAAAGCCUUUGCAAUACCCAGUCAUCUCCAAUAUCAUAAAAGAAUACAUACUGGAGAGAAACCAUUUGAAUGUAAUCAAUGUGGUAAAGCCUUUACAAUAUCCAGUUAUCUCCAGUGUCACAAAAGAACACAUACUGGAGAGAAACCUUUUGAAUGUAAUCAAUGUGGUAAAGCCUUUGCACAGCACAGUCAUCUCCAAUGUCAUAAAAGAAUACAUACUGGAGAAAAACCUUAUGGAUGUGAUCAAUGUGGUAAAGCCUUUACCUGUCACAGUCAUCUCCAAAGACAUAAAAGAACACAUAAUGGAGAGAAACCUUUUGAAUGUAAUCAAUGUGGUAAAGCCUUUGCAACACGCAGUGAUCUCCAAUAUCAUAAAAGAGCACAUACUGGAGAGAAACCUUAUGAAUGUAAUCAAUGUGGUAAAGCCUUUUUGUGUCACAGUAAUCUCCAAAAACAUAAAAUGAUACAUACUGGAGAGAAACCUUAUGAAUGUAAUCAAUGUGGUAAAGCCUUUGCACGGCAAAGUACUCUCCAAAGACAUAAAAUGACACAUACUGGACAGAAACCUUAUUAAUGCAAUCAAUGCAAAGUCUAUUUCUUCACAACGGAGAAGUCUCCAAAGUCACUCUGCUGGAGAGAAACCUAAUGAAUAUAAUCAUGAAUUAAGUAGGAGUUAUGAUUUCAUCAUAGUAGGAAUAUAAUAGUUAUGGAUGCUUGGGAUUAUUUCAAUUCUGGAGAUGGUUAUGAUGUUUUAGCAAAGAAUGUUGCUGCCUUUUACCCUAGUCUGAUUUGUCUCCUUGAGGUUUGGGCAAAGAGAUUUACAUUAUUUUGAUUGACAAAGUAAGUUUCAAAAAUACCCACAUAAAAUUUGGCCUGACAGUUUUUAACAAGAAUAGGAAACUAAAAAAUGAAAAACACAAAAUGUAAGGUUUAAAAUGCAAGGCCUCAUCAGAAAGUUGAAUGAAGUUAAAUCCUGUGAUCAAGGAUAUUUAAUGGUAUUAAAGGAAUGGUUACAUUUUGACAAGUUUCCAUCCAGCUAAACUUAUGGAUUUGCAGUUGUAUGAAAGAGAACUGUAUUAUGUUAGGAAUUACUAUUACCUGGUAAUUGUUUUCAUGUGGGCAUAUGAAGAUACAAGUAUGCAUCAAACUGACAAAGGAUGAAACUUGCUAUCUGGGUUUUCAAUUUAAGAUCUAAAAGGAAAACCUUAGGACCAGGCAUGGUGUUACAUGAUUUUUAUCCCAGAGUUCAGGAGACAGAGCCCUGCAGCUCUCUGAGUUCAAGGUUAAUCUAGUGAACAAGUUCCAGGACCACCAGACUUAGGCAGUGAAGUUUUUUGAAAAAUAGAGAGUGGGUGAUAAUGUAAUAGAAGGGGCCAUGUUUCAUCCACACCAAGUGGCAGAACUCAGCAGCUUUGUCUAUGUGGCUAUGGAUUUAGAGGCAAGAAUAGCAGGGACUAGUGAGACAGUUAAAGCUAGAUAGCUGUAGUUCAAGAAUUAGAGGUGAUGGAGAAGAAAUCAGCAUCACUGGGGUGAAAUCUUCUGGGUAGUGUUUUCUGAGUGACAAAGGAGGAGUUUUCCAGAGAUUGCCAAGGUUGGACCUAGUGUUGCAGCUGGACUUGGUCAUGUGUAAGAAUCUCCUAAGUGGUCAUGGUUUCGAAUGCAUGAAGUUGUCAUGCAGAACAGCUGAGGCUUGGCACCAUUGAAAAAACAUAAGGGGAGGCUAUGGGUCAACUAUGAGCCGAUUUGCAACAGAAGAACCCAGCAUACUGAAUAUGCAAGUACCAUGGGAUGAGCAGCAAGAAGAGAAGUCACAGGAGGGUGGAGUCAACCAGAGCUUAGAGAGAUAGAGAGGGCAGAGCUGGAGAAGUGACCCAAUCAGUUUUCAGGGGCAGAGAAAUCAUGUGUGGAUCCUGGAGAUUGAAACAAGAAGCUGUGAUAUUGAAAUUUCCUUGGAGACACCAAGAUUUUGAGAUGUGAUACCUUCUCAGGAAAACUGUUUUAAGGGAAUAAAGCCACUCAAAGAGAAAGAAUGCUGCUGCAUUGAACAAAGCAGGAAAGAGUUGGAGAUCUGAAGAAUACUUUGACAACAAACAUGGAAAUACAGAGUUUGGAGAUUAUACAUCUGGCUUUGGUCUUAUUUAGGUCCACCAUUUCCUCAUGGGGCCUUUCAGAAUAUAGUGUGAAUUUGGAGGUAUAUGAUGUGCUUUUAUGUUUUUGAACAUGAUUACAUGAUAGGAUUAAUUUAAGAAGAGUUGUUAACCUUUGGACUCCUUUGGGACUGCUAUAGAUGAUGGGGACUUUUGAAGUAGUAGCUCAUGUAUUCUACAUGUUUAAGUAUGAUCCCUAUACACUCAUGUGAUUGAGCAAUCAUAUUGGGGACAGGCAGUAGAAUACGGUAAUUUAAAUAUGCCAUGCAAAGUGAGUGGCAUUAAGUGGUGGUGUGGCCUUGUUGGAGGAAGCACAUCACUGUUUGGGUGGGCUUUGAAAUUACUACCAGUGCUCAAGAGACCCUCCUAUUCAGUUCCUGGAAGACACCCUUCCUGGCAGUUUUUGAAUAAAGAUGUAGAACCUUCAGCUUCUUCUCCAGCAUCAUGUCUGCCUGCAUGCCUGCCAUGCUUCCUGCUAUGAUGAAAAUGGACUAAACCUCUGAAACUGUAAACCAGCACCAAUUAAAUGGUUGUUUUUAUAGGAGUUUUCCUUGCUCCUGAUGUCUCUUCAUACAGUGGAAACAAAAAAAAGAAACAUUGUGAGCUCAUUUAAUGUUGUCAAACUGCACAGUACUAUGAAAGAAUAUGUGUUAGAAAGAAACCUCAUGAAUGUGUUUAAUUAGGACUACUUAGCCAUUGAUUUUUUUUUGUUUGGGUUUUUUUUUAGUCAUGUAACCAACAACUUUCCUUAAGGAGUCUAACAGCUCAGGAAUUGCCUUUGGGUAAUUUUGGUUCAUCAUACAUGCGACCAUGUGAUCUUCAAAUAAAAGUAAUUUUACUUAAUCCUUUGUAAUUCAUAUUGCGUUCAUCCACUUUAGUUAUACUGCUCUAGUUAAACUUUUAGGUAGUACUUUGUAAAGAUAGAGAAUGAACCACUUUGUCUUGUAUGUGAAUUAGUGGAAUUGAUUGGAAUAUCUCACCAUUUAAUUUAAUAUUGGCCACAGGCUUGCUGUAAUGUGAUGUUAGUAUGUUUAGGUAUACCCCUUGUGUCCAUAUUUAUUCCAGAAAAUUUUCCAUAAUGUGGUGUUAGAUAUUGUCAGAGCAUUUUAAUCACCUAAUGAAAUCAACUAAUGUUGUUUAGGUCUAUAUACAUUAAAUAAAUAA